Messenger RNA from Ixodes scapularis (black-legged tick), 1693 nucleotides. RefSeq lists its product as uncharacterized. The transcript has a single exon. Gene Ontology annotation, biological process: DNA integration. NCBI's taxonomy places the organism in Eukaryota, Metazoa, Arthropoda, Arachnida, Ixodida, Ixodidae. Gene Ontology annotation, molecular function: nucleic acid binding. The record is from RefSeq and is a predicted model, not a curated record. Bases 119 to 1282 code for a protein of 387 amino acids.
CUGUCAAGUGGCAAGGUUCCUUGCCGGUGCGUGGCCCGCAAAAGUAGAAGAUUGUCUGAAGCGUUACUCUGCAAGAAGAAGCGAGCUGACGUGGCACCAGAAUUGCCUUUUGUGGGGAAUGAGGGUUGUGAUCCCGAAGGGACUGCGCGAACGCGUACUGGACGAGCUGCAUGAAGGGCAUCCUGGAAUCGUAAGGAUGAAAGAACUGGCACGCAGCUAUGUAUGGUGGCCGGAGGUCGAUGCGGAUAUUGAAUAUCGCGUCAGGUCGUGUGAUACCUGCCAACAGCAGCAGAGUCUUCCAGGUCCAGCCCCGCUGCAUCCGUGGUCCUGGCCAACUCGUCCGUGGCAAAGGCUGCACUUGGAUUUUGCGGGACCUUUCCAGGGCCGUCAUUUUCUGGUGAGCGUCGACUCCCACUCCAAGUGGCCCGAGGUUUUUGUGAUGAACAGCACAUCGGCCGAAGCAACUAUUGAAAAGCUGAGGGAGCUGUUUAGUCAUUUCGGUCUGCCAGAUGUUGUUGUCAGUGACAAUGGCCCCCAAUUUUGUUCCCAAGAAUUUCAGAUUUUCUUGCGAGAGAACGGUGUGAGGCACGUCAGGACCGCCCCCUACCAUCCAUCAAGUAAUGGGCUGGCUGAGCGUUUCAUCCGCACCCUGAAGGAGGCCUUACGAAAAGAGAUGCCGGGCCGGCCUCUGUCCCGUCGACUAGCAAGUUUCUUGUUAGCUUACAGAAACACACCGCACGCCACAACCCUUCAGAGUCCUGCGGAGUUGCUGCUUGGGCGGCGGCUCACUACCCGUCUCGACAGACUGCGACCCUCUGCAGAGGAAACUGUUCACCGCAAGCAGGACGUGCUACAGGUGAAGCACAGUGGCAAACACCGACACUUCGUGCCGGGUGAUAAGGUGUACGCCAAGAACUUCCGGCCGGGUGAGAGGUGGUUGCACGGAGUCGUCACGGCUAGAUCCGGACCGGUCUCCUACAGGCUUCGCGUGACCACACCGCGGGGGACCUUCGUGUGGCGGCGACACCAAGACCACCUGCGGUUGCGGGAGAGCUCUACCCCAGAGGAGGAGGAAGGUGGUUUGCUGAUACCGAGUGUCCUGCCAUCAUCGCCAACCCCAGGGCAAGGGGGACUCGUGAACGAGCUGCCUCCAGUUGGGUCACCGGUGGUAGAGGGACAAGACAUGGGAUCAGUCUCCGGUCGUUCCCCAGCCCAGCCGCAAGAAAUUCAGCGCCGGUAUCCCGAACGGCAACGGCGUGCGCCUAAUAGGUUUUCGCCUUGAGAAGGAAGAGAAAAAGACGAGGACUUUGUGUUUUUCAGAACUGUAAUUAUUUUGUAUUUAGUAUGUCUGUACUUUGUACUUUCCAGAACUUCAAUUAUUCUCGUGUUUUGUUAAAUUGUCAUAUCGUGUUACUUUGUGAGUAUUGCACUGGAACGCCGUCGAAUGGUAUUACUGUGCUGAACUAAGUGUGGGGGAGUGUUGUAUGGGUGACACAAUAAGCGGGCAACAGCUAGCGCGCGCUCGUGCGUCUCGCGCCACUGUUCCUGGGCGCCAUAUCUAUCUGAGCCAGCGCACCGUUUGCACCACCCGCUGCUAUCCUGCCGCUCUCUCACGCCCGUGACUAUGUGUCGUACUCCGGUAGUCCUGCAAUAAAGAUGUGCCAGCGAAGAACCCCAUCGGCCUGUUACUCCA